Alternaria rosae is the source of this 1963-nucleotide messenger RNA. RefSeq names its product molybdenum cofactor sulfurase. Gene Ontology annotation, biological process: molybdopterin cofactor metabolic process. The coding region runs from base 1 to 1578 and encodes 525 amino acids. Lineage: Eukaryota; Fungi; Ascomycota; Dothideomycetes; Pleosporales; Pleosporaceae. Gene Ontology annotation, molecular function: molybdenum cofactor sulfurtransferase activity. The transcript is spliced from 3 exons. The record is from RefSeq and is a predicted model, not a curated record.
AUGCGGAAGAUCGAAUACCCAAUGCUCGAGGGCCUGACCUACCUCGAUCACGGCGGCACGACACUCGCACCGAAGUCUUUACUCAAGGCUUUCUGCGAGGAGAUGCAAAACACUCUGCUCGCUAAUCCCCAUUCUGACUCGUCCAACCCGAGUGCAACUGCCGUCAUGGUAGAGCAAACUCGACUUGCUGUCUUGGAGAUGUUCGACGCUGACCCAGCACACUUCGACGUCAUCUUCACCGCCAACGCUACUGGUGCCAUUAAAUUGGUGACAGAAGGUUUCUCGGGGUCCCAGAACGGAUUCAACUACUGCUAUCAUCGCAAUAGCCACACAAGUCUGGUUGGUGUCCGGGAACUGGCACAUCGUAGCCACUGUUUCGCUUCCAACGAGGAGACAGAGGAGUGGCUUGCCGGAACAAACCAUACUUCGUUUAGAGGGCCUCUUGCGGAGAAACCAUUGUUGUUUGCGUAUCCAGCCCAGUCGAACAUGAACGGCGAGCGACUUCCGCUGAACUGGACAGGUAAACUACGCUUCUCGUUGCACCACCCAAACUCUUACUCUCUACUUGACAUAGCAGCCUUGGUGUCUACGACCCCAAUUGACUUGAGCAACCACCUCUUCGCCCCUGACUUCAUCGCCCUCUCCUUCUACAAGAUCUUUGGGUUCCCAGACCUUGGUGCUUUGAUCGUUCGGAAGGCGGCUGGCCAUGUGUUCGAUAACCGGAAAUACUUCGGCGGCGGCACAACAGAGAUGACGACAUGCCUUGGAGAAUCGUGGGUAGCCCGCAAGGAUUCUAGCCUCCACGCACGUUUAGAGGAUGGCACGAUCGCUUUCCGGAAUGUUCUUGCUUUGAAAUGCGCUAUAACGACCCAUCGUACUUUGUUCGGUGGGCUUGAUCAAGUCUCGACACACGCCAGAUGGCUCGCUGGUAUCCUCCAUGAUCGUUUGGCAAGCAUGACGCACUACAAUGGCGCGCCGGUAUGUCAAGUAUACAAGCCGAGAGAUGCUGGCUAUCAAGAUUCGCAAAAACAAGGGCCGACGAUAGCUUUCAAUAUACAGAGAAGUAACGGAGCAUACAUCGGCCCGUGGCACGUUGGAGCGUUUCUUAGGGCGAGUAGGAUUCACGUUCGCACGGGCAACGUGUGUAAUCCCGCAGGUAUGGCAUGCGCGCUGGGUGUAAAGGCUGGAUGGAUACGAGGAGCGUUCGACGCAGGCCUUCGAUGCAAUACGGAGGCGGAUAUCGUGGACGGAGUGCCUUUUGGGAUAGUCAGAGUGACUCUCGGGGCUAUGAGUACCUUGGAAGAUCUUGACAAGCUCGUGAGCUGUCUUUCGCGGAACGUCGUAGAACGACAGGGCUACCUUCAAGAGACUGCACAGGUAUAUGGCAAGAAGAUAGAGUCAGUAAUGGAAUCUAGAAGCCCCUCGGCUGUUUCGGAGCUGACUACGAUUCGGAUAAACCCCCCGUCUCUAGGACAUGGGGAACAUACGACCGAAUUCAUGACGCCAGGGAGCAUAAUCUCGUGGAUGAGGAGGAAAAGGUUGUACCCGCGCUUUCAUGAAGAAAGGCACGUCGAUUGAGAGGUAGUCGGUGCAGAGCAGCGUGUUUUCCGUGGUGUUUCGCGCUUAAUCCUAGCUCAGCUUGUAAAUAACGACGUCAUGAUAUUAUCUUCGCCCAAUUACCUGGGUAUUCAUGCCCUUGCCGAACUUCAGAUAAAUCAUGAAAACAUGGGCUGGAUGUCGCAACUUGUUUGGCGUAACAUCUUCGACGAAUUUGGUGUUGCUAGGAAUGAUCGUGGAAACCCCGUUCUCCUCGUGGUGGCUGGUUGAGCUAGUCCACAAAUUACCUAGCGUAUCUUCGGUAUCUAGCAAGCUGAAUGUAUCCCGAGGUCUGGAUGUGUGAACGCGAUACACAUCCGGCAGAUGCGUCAAGGCUACGGCGUACUUGUGAUGAGCAAAGGUCAUG